Grosmannia clavigera kw1407 is the source of this 801-nucleotide messenger RNA. Its product is annotated as c2h2 type zinc finger domain containing protein. The record is from RefSeq and is a predicted model, not a curated record. The transcript is spliced from 2 exons. NCBI's taxonomy places the organism in Eukaryota, Fungi, Ascomycota, Sordariomycetes, Ophiostomatales, Ophiostomataceae. The coding region runs from base 1 to 801 and encodes 266 amino acids.
AUGCACAAAAAGGCGGUGACUCGAGCGACGUCUGGACCCGGUCCUCUUCAUCCCACCUUUGCGUUGCCGACCACCGAGAUCGCAGGCCCCCUCCUGUGGCACAUGAAGCGCUCACGCUCGCCCGAGGAGCAUCUGCCGUCAUCAUCGUCGCCCGUUUCCGCUGACGAAGAGCAGGGCCAGCAGCCCUCGACCGAGGCAGACGUAGAACUGCCCAGCGCCAAGAUUGCCACUCUGGACGACGGCCACGCUGACGCUGCCGCAGAGCCAGCCAUGAUUUGCCUCUUGCACCGCGAGAGCGUCGACUUCUCGUCCUACGGCGCAUAUGAGUCGCACUACAACCGAGAGCAUCUCAACCGUUGUCUCGAGUGCCACCGCAACUUCCCGUCGCCCUUUUACCUCGGCCUCCAUACGGACGAGUGGCACGACCCUUUUGUUGCCGUCAGGCGAGACAAGGGCGAACACACGUAUGCCUGCUUUGUCGAGGGCUGCGAGCGCAAGUGCGGGUCGGCCGACAAGCGACGGCGCCACCUGAUCGACAAGCACCACUUCCCCAAGAACUUCUUCUACGCCAUCACGCAGCAUGGCGUCGACGGCCGGCAGUCUCUCCUGGACGACGGCCGGUGGCGGCAGCAGCAGCAGCAACACCACCACCGUCGCCGGGAGAACAGCGAAUCGGACUCGGACAGACAAUCCGACGUCGAGAUGGACGAUCUCACCGGCGCGCUCUCGGCCAUGACGUUUGCGCCCCGCGGCGUGCGGUUUGGCCGCGGAGGCCGAGUCGGCUUCGCCCGACGCUCAUGA